Molecule: messenger RNA, 1279 nt
Organism: Diuraphis noxia (Russian wheat aphid)
Lineage: Eukaryota; Metazoa; Arthropoda; Insecta; Hemiptera; Aphididae
Gene: nord
Product: neuron derived neurotrophic factor nord
Molecular function (GO): protein binding
Source: RefSeq, a predicted model, not a curated record
UUAUACAGAUUUAGUAUCGGACGACGAUCACAACCGUGUGGAUUAUGGCAGAGUUACGGCAGCGAGAAUAGCGAUGCUAGUACGGUUAUCGUUGGUGGUAUUAAUGACCGAGUUGUUAACGGUGGUCGCCUUCAAACCGUUGGAGGUUAAUUUAACACGCGAUGUACCCUCAUUUAAACCAGUGAAUAUUGUACCUCAUGAUUUUGAUCACAUUGUGUUAGUAACCAAAUCUCGAACAAAGUUUCACAUUUUGAUACACCAAGACUCCGACCGGAAUCUUUCCGUGACCGUCACACCAUCGUGCAACUCCGUGAUCAACUGGGAACUGAAGUUUAUACCUCUAACAAGAUUUAACCAACCAGUCAUUAUAUUAUCGAACAACAAUACGUCGAAUGAUAUCGGAAGGUUACUCAUAGAAUACACGGGUGUAUCCAUACCUGUUACGUAUGAACACGGCAGAGCGAAUAGAGGUCUUUACGUUAUAUCAGCUCAGAUGGCAACGGGCGACGAUUCAAAGGUUAUGUUUCAUGUUGGUCUUAAACAAAAGUCACAAAAAAAGCAAUUUGGYUUCCGUACAAAUGGAAUAAAAAUCAAAAAAGGCGGCCAAAAAAUUUAUUUAAGAUGGAAUCUAAGCCAUAUAGAUCAUCAUUUAAUGAAGUACAGUCUUGUGAUCAGUUCAUCAAAAAUAUACUCGACAAUCUGUGAAGCUGAAAAUCGUUUGGAAGAAAAACUUAAAACAAAUUUGACAUAUUAUGAGGAUGAUUUACGACCUGACGAUCGAUUAGAGAUACAUCAUCUGGAUCAUAAUACAAGUUAUACGAUGACUGAUUUAAUCUAUGACGAAACGUACUAUUUUACUGUAUUUGUGUUCCAUGAACUUCAUAUCGCCACACACCACGCAAACGCUACAUAUAAAUUUCAAAAGUCCAAACCCAUUGGACUAAAAGAUGCGAGGCCCAGAAUGAUCAACCUGAGGGCUCAAAAUGGAAAAGCAUCCUUCAGGUACAAGGUGGGAAAUAAUAGGCUGUUGGAAAAAUAUGCUCCUUCUAAUACAUUAUAUUGGUACGUUAUGCCAUGCGAUGGAGUAGUAUUCGUUGAAAUCCGUUGCCGAAAGAGGUUAUUAAUAAGCAAAAGAGUUUUUGGUUACGAGAAAUUCAUCAUAAACAACACUAAGAGUGGAGAAAGAUACGUGUUAAAAGUGGAAUCCGUAUCUGUUGAUGAGACUCAACGCAUCAGAUCCAUUGAGGUGAUGGCCACCGUACGACCAACGAUGAUUCCA